Molecule: messenger RNA, 1868 nt
Organism: Camellia sinensis
Lineage: Eukaryota; Viridiplantae; Streptophyta; Magnoliopsida; Ericales; Theaceae
Product: Kelch repeat-containing F-box family protein
Molecular function (GO): protein binding
Source: RefSeq, a predicted model, not a curated record
GAAACAAAAGGGUUAACAUGAUCAGCUAAAUACUAUAGAUGAUUUUAAUUGAGAAAUAAAUUGAUGGACAGUUUCACAUCACAAUAGGACAACGGACAAAACAAUUUAACCAGAUAAUUCCACCCUUGUGCCAAAAAAACAACCAAAAAUUGUGAAAGAAGGAAAAGAAUUGGGGGAGGAAAGAGAACUCACUCUUGCUCUGCCUGCAGAACCAGAGCCAGAAAUUUCAACUUCAACAGAGAAGCCUCAAAAAAAACCAAGAAACACACACACACACACACAGCUUCCAUGGCAGAAAGCAGCAAUAGCUAUGGACCUUGGUCACCCAUAACCAACAUAGCUCAAGACCAUCUCUUUUCAAUCCUCCUACUCUUACCCAUAGAUUCGAUCCUCUCUUUUGCCAUGACUUGCAAGAGAUUCAGGUCUUUCACUUACUCUGAUUCCCUCUGGGAAUCCAUCUGCAGGAGGGAUUGGGGUUCCACUUCUGUUGAUGCUAUCAAAUCUGCUUCUGCUUCUGCUGAUUCCAGACAACACCAACAACACAAUCAGCUUCCAUGGAUGGAGCUCUAUCGCCAGGUCUAUCAGCUAGACUCCGUUUCUUGCAACAGGCUCUCUGACCCAGAUGGUGAUUUGGUGUUUCCAGGCCCCAGAGCUUCUCAUUCCCUCAAUUUUGUUUCUGGGUGUUUGGUUUUGUUUGGUGGGGGAUGUGAGGGAGGUCGCCAUCUCGAUGACACAUGGGUGGCAUACAUUGGUAAUGACUUUAAGCGGACAUUGAAUUGGCAGAAGAUUAAUUCAGGUAUUCCAACCGGGCGCUUUGGGCAUUCAUGUGUUGUUGUUGGUGAUUCUGUUGUCCUCUUCGGAGGGAUCAAUGACCAUGGUAUCCGCCAAAACGAUACAUGGGUAGGUCAAGUAGUAUUCCAUGAGACCCUCGGCAUUACAAUGUCUUGGACGCUACUUGAUGUGGGUCCCAUUGCGCCUCCACCACGGGGGGCUCAUGCUGGAUGUUGCAUUGACAAGAAAACAAUGCUUAUCCAUGGAGGGAUUGGAUUGUCAGGUCUUAGACUCGGAGAUACAUGGGUUUUAGACCUCUCUGAAAAUUUCCUUUUCGGAACUUGGCACGAAGUCACGACUCAUCCAUCGCCUGCAGCUCGGUCAGGACACUCUUUGACCUACAUUGGGGGAAACCAAAUGGUUUUGUUUGGAGGAAGAGGAUUGGGUUAUGAGGUGCUCAAUGAUGUUUGGCUCUUUGAUUCAUCCGAUGGGCGGUUGAGAUGGCUUCAAUUACUAUUUGAGCUACGAAGCAUACCCGAAGGACUCUCUCUCCCACGCGUUGGUCACUCAGCGACGCUCAUUUUGGGAGGUCGAUUGCUGAUUUAUGGUGGGGAAGAUUCGUACAGGCAUAGGAAAGAUGAUUUUUGGGUACUAGAUAUUAGUUCAAUUCCAUCCAUUAAAAUGGCGCCGAUGAUGCCAAAAUGGAAAAACGGAUCGAUUGCAAAAAUGUGGAGAAGAAUCAAGUCCAGGGGUUAUAAACCUAACUGCAGGUCUUUUCAUCAAGCUUGCGCAGAUCAUUCGGGGCGUUAUUUGUAUGUGUUUGGUGGAAUGGUGGAUGGGUUACUCCAGCCCUCUGGGUCAUCUGGGCUGAGAUUUGAUGGCGAGCAUUUACUUGUGGAACUGGUGCUGCAGAUCUAGAGAAGAAGAAUACUGUCAUCAAUGGCAGUUUUGUAAAUAUUAGCUAAGGUGUAGCUUUUAAACCGUUUUAUGUAAAUUGAGUUGAUUAUGGCUUUUUCAGUCUUCAUCUUGUUUUCAGUAAAAACAACGCCAAGGGUAACUAUCAAACAUCCAAAGAGUUUCUGUUUUUUUGUUUUUCA